AUGACUCGCGCCACCAACUUCAAAGAGCUCUACGCCGGCGAGGGGAUCCUAGAGACCUAUAUGAUCGCGGAGAAGAUCACCCGCUAUUAUGCCCAAGAUCUGAUAAAGCUCUCUGGUCUCGAUGAGUCUAGUCUGCGGCCUCUGAAGAUCCUGGACCUUGCCUGCGGAACGGGCGUUGUCUCGGAUGCCCUCCAUGACACACUGGAUUCCCAGUCACAGGAGAACUGGGAACUGACCUGUGGUGAUAUCUCAACUGAGCUCACCGGCCAUGUGAAGCGAAAGAUCUUGGAGAGAAAAUGGGAGAAUUCAACAGCCAAGGUGGUGGAUGCGCAAAACACCGAGCUUCCCACCGGACAUUAUACCCACGUGUUGGCAGCCCUUGCUUUCACCUCCUUCCCAGAUACCUAUGCUGCAAUGAAAGAGGUCAUGCGGAUUCUUCAGCCAGGGGGAACGCUUACUAUUUCGACUUGGCAACGAACUGAAUGGCUUGCCAUUGUUGAGGCCGCUGUCGCCACGAUCCCCGCUGAUCUACCAUUCCCAACAACCAAGGAAUUCAUGUCCUGCAUGAACCCAGGAUGGGACUCGGAGGACUAUGUUCAAUCUAGGUUCGAGGAAGCAGGAUUCCAGAAAGUCCAAGUCACGACAAUCGCCAAGGAAUUUGAGACCAGUAUUGAGGACUUGUACAAGAUCUCACAGCCGGUUAUUCCGAUCAUUGUCAGUAAAUGGUGGAACCAGGAGCAAAGGGAUAAGCACGAGCAGGAUAUCCUGCCAGCUCUUGAGCGCCAUUUGAAGGAGACAUAUGGGGAGAGUGGCAUGGUGCCGCAGAAGUGGAUUGCUGUUUUUGCAACUGGUCAGAAGUCAUCUUAG
Penicillium coprophilum is the source of this 867-nucleotide messenger RNA. Its product is annotated as class I SAM-dependent methyltransferase. The record is from RefSeq and is a predicted model, not a curated record. The transcript is spliced from 4 exons. NCBI's taxonomy places the organism in Eukaryota, Fungi, Ascomycota, Eurotiomycetes, Eurotiales, Aspergillaceae. The coding region runs from base 1 to 867 and encodes 288 amino acids.